CAACCAUCGACUGAGUUUAUUGACUGGAAAUCCUAACUGUACUUAGGGGUAAUUGUUUUAAUGAGGAGAUCAUCUCGACUGCUCUUGUAAAAUGGAAACUAAUGAUGUUAAGACUUUCCAUCAGUGUGUUGUAUGUGAUGAGAUUUUUCAACAAUAUGAUGAUUUAGAACAACACAAUAAAAUACAUGUUAAAGAAGAGAAAACUGAUGAUGCAGAUGUACAUGUACAUUGUCAGGUUAAAGAAGAGAAAACUGAAGAUAUUGAAGCUGUUUAUCAGUGUAAUUUAUGUGAUGAAGAAUUUAAAUCUGACACUGAUUUAGAAAAACAUUGUAAAACACACAAAGCAGAAGAGAAUUGUUUACAAAGAUUUCAAGAGGAAAACGAGUUACAAGACCAGAUAUGUUUUAAAUGUGAUGUUUGCGGCUCAACAUUUAAUUCACAAAGUCAGUUUCAGAAUCAUUUAAGAACACAUUCUGCAGAAAAACCUCAUAAAUGUGAUGUUUGUGGUAAAACAUUUAAUCAAAGAGGCUCUCUUGAGAUGCACAUGAGAAUACAUACAGGUGAAAGACCCUUUAAAUGCGAUAUUUGUGGGAAAUCGUUCAAACAGAAAGGAUAUAUUGAGCGGCAUAUGAGAAUUCAUACAGGUGAACGACCUUAUGAGUGUGGAGAAUGUGGGAAAACCUUCGGUGAUGCAAGAAAUGUACAGCAACACAUGAGAACGCAUACAGGGGAAAAACCCUUUAGAUGUGAUGUUUGUGGUAAAUCAUAUUCUCAGACUUGUAGUCUACGAACACACAUGAAGCUUCACACAGGGGAAAAACCCUUCAAGUGUGAGGUCUGUGGUAAAUCGUUCACUCAGAAUGGCCAUCUGCAGAAACAUGUGACAAUUCAUACCGACAAAACUUUUAAAUGUGGUGUUUGUAGUAAAUCAUUCACUGAGGAUUUUAAUCUCGAAGUACACAUGAGAACGCAUACCGGUGAAAAACCCUUCAGAUGUGAUGUUUGUAGUCAAUCAUUUACUCUGAGUUGUCAUCUACAAAACCACAUGAGAAUUCACUCUGUAGUAGAAAAAAACCUUGAAGGUGAUGUUAAUAGAAAAACCCCUAAAGAAGACAAACUUUUUAAAUGUGAUAUUUGUGGUAAAUAUUACAAAAGGAAAAGUUCCCUUGAGGUGCACAGAACCAUUCAUACUGUAGACAUAUUAAAGCCUUUUGAAUGUGAUGUUUGUGAUAAAUCAUUUUCCUUUAUGUCUAAUCUGUAUAGACAUCUGAAAAUUCACUCUAAAAUAUAACAUAUUACAAUUUAAUCCUUAUACGGCAUUUAGUGAUUAUUUAUUAUUAUUAUUAUUAUAUUACAAUGUCAUGCCAGUGAAAAAACAUUUUAACGUGAUGUUUCUCGUAAAUCAAUUACUACUACUUCAAAACUCUGCCGCCCGUUUAGUCACCUGCACUAGAUUUCACAAACACAUCACCCCUAUCUUGCAUGAACUCCAUUGGCUUCCUGUCUGUCAACGUAUAAAAUCAAAAUUAUGAUAUUAAUUUAUAAAUAUCUUCAUACCCAAGCACCUCUCUAUCUUUCAGAAUUAAUCACCACUUGGUUUCCACAGAGGUCCACCGGGCAGGCUAUGAUCGAAAGAGGAGGGGUUAGGCUAAAUGACGGGUGUGACUUCUACGGAUCCCUCUUUUUUCCUAUCGCCACACCCACCCUCUCGAACGAUCUGCUCCUAACAUCCGCACAAUAGACCCAUUAGCAUAUUUUAAAAGUUCCCAACAAAAUUUACUUUUUAAAGAAUACUAUUCCUCAAAUUUUUAAACUUGAAGUAUUUUUAUAGCUUUUUAGUUUUUUUGUUGUUCUAUAUUUUGUGUUAAUUCUGUAAAGUCCGUUGAUAUGUACAUGGGACUGACUUUAAACAAUAAAUUAUUAUUAUUAUUAUUAUGUCUAAUCUGUAUAGACAUGCGAAACUUUACACUAAAAUAUGGCAUGAAUUCAGGCCAGUGAGAAACAUUUAAAUGUGAUGUUUGUGUUAAAUCAUUUUCUAGAUUCAUUAGAUUAGGCGCACGUUUUUUCACCAGGGGGGUUGAAUGGCCGAAUGGUUAGCAUGUGCGCGCUGUAUCUGUCAUUGAGUUAACUAGCAUGGUUUCGAUUCCCUGGUUUGGUUAUACAUGACAAGGAGUAGGGUCGCCUGUCCAACCUUGUGGGUUUUCUCCAGGUCCUCCAGUUUCCUCCCACUGCUAAAGACCUCUACGCGCAAGCGAAUUAUUGACAUAAAAAAA
Messenger RNA from Patella vulgata (common limpet), 2273 nucleotides. RefSeq names its product zinc finger protein 501-like. The transcript has 2 exons. The record is from RefSeq and is a predicted model, not a curated record. Gene Ontology annotation, cellular component: nucleus. Bases 92 to 1291 code for a protein of 399 amino acids. Lineage: Eukaryota; Metazoa; Mollusca; Gastropoda; Patellidae.